Molecule: messenger RNA, 535 nt
Organism: Glycine soja
Lineage: Eukaryota; Viridiplantae; Streptophyta; Magnoliopsida; Fabales; Fabaceae
Product: probable stress-associated endoplasmic reticulum protein
Exons: 3
Coding region: 178-375 (65 amino acids)
Biological process (GO): endoplasmic reticulum unfolded protein response
Cellular component (GO): endoplasmic reticulum
Source: RefSeq, a predicted model, not a curated record
AUAAGUUCAAAAAACACUGGUCAGGUUAGAGUGCAAAAUGUGGACGUGUGCAACUCUGCAUUCAAUUUUUUGCAGCUAGUUUACAACCAAAUAAUAAUAAUAAUAAUAAUAUUUACUUUUUGGUCUUAAAACUGCAUCUAAAGGGUUGUUGGGUUGGUUUCUAAUCUGCUCGCUACUAUGACUACUUCAAAGCGCCUAGCGGACAGGAAAAUAGCAAGGUUUGAAAGGAAUAUUAGCAAGAAAGGAUCAGAAAGCUCUAAGAAGGGAUAUGCCUAUCCUGUGGGCCCCAUCGUGCUUGGGUUCUUCGUCUUUGUUGUCGUUGGAUCAUCUCUGUUUCAGAUCAUUAGGACGGCUACAAGUCGUGGAAUGGCCUAAGGCAGAAGGAAUGUUUGUCAAGUGUUGUAUAUAUAUAUAUAUAUAUAUCAAACAAGUAGAUGUCUUGAAAACAUAAUAAUUCACUUUAGAUCAGCAAUGUGUUGAUAAAGAGUGAAAUGAGAACUUAACUUUGCUUAAUAAACGAAUAUUUCAUUUCUUA